AUGAAUCCAGAAAACAACAAGAACGACGUCGACGUCGAGUCAGAGGGUGAUAAGCUCAGAGAUGAUGAACGCACUGGACGCUCUACGAGGAUCACCUUCGAGGAGUCCUCUUCUGCAGAGGGAUUUCGAUCUAUCUACCAGCCAACUCAAGUCACUCGCCCCCGCUCGAAAAGCCGUGAUACCAUCCAUAGCACAAGAAGCAGUGUUCAGGGAAUGCCCGAACUGCCAAUUGAGUUCCGAACCCUUUCUAUCCAGAUCUCAGAAUCUCAGAACGCCCCCAAGGAAGUUGUCGUCGAUCCCCCGAAGGAGAAGCAGCCACACCAAGAUUACUUCGAGAGCUUGGACUACCACAUUAUCUCCACCGAUAAGCUGUGUCAAGAAUUCAAUGUCGACCAGCGUACUGGACUAAGCUCUUCCUCUGCUGCCACACGUUUACAGCGAGACGGCAAAAAUGUCAUCGCCCACCAUGGCGAGAACUAUCUCAAGAAGAUCUUCUUCUAUAUCUUUGGUGGAUUCUGCUCAGUGCUUUGGGUCGGAGUCGUCAUCUUCUUCAUCUGCUGGAAGCCUCUUAGUGACCCACCCUCGCCUCAAAACCUUGCCAUGGCUGUUCUCAUCCUCAUUGUCAUUGCUUUACAGGCAGGCUUCUCGGCUUUCCAAGAUUGGUCCACUGCGCGUGUCAUGAACUCGAUCUUGGAUCUUCUCCCCGCAGAAGCCAUGGUAAUGCGAGAUGGGAAACUCACUCAUCUCCCUGCCUCGGAGUUGGUUGCUGGUGACAUUGUUCAAAUUGGAAUCGGAAACAAGGUCCCAGCCGACAUGCGUCUCUUGUCCAGCUCGGGCGAUGUCCGCUUUGACCGUGCUAUUCUGACAGGCGAGUCGGACGAAGUUGAAGGCGCCAUUGAAGCCACCGAGCACAACUUUUUGGAAACUCGCAACAUUGCCCUCAUGGGAACUGGUGUCACUAAUGGCAAUGCUAUUGGUAUUGUCGUUUUGACCGGCUCUAACUCCGUCAUGGGCCGUAUUGCAUCGAUGACAGCUGGUGUCAAGCAAAAGACAACAUUGAUCCAACGCGAGAUCAAUCGCUUCGUCACAAUUAUUGUCAUUCUCACAGUCAUCCUGGCUUUGCUGAUCCUUUUCACCUGGCUAGGAUGGCUGCACAAGGACCACCCUACCUACAUGAGUGUGGUGGCCAUGUUGAACAAUGUCAUGGGGUGUGUUGUUGCCUUCAUCCCCGAAGGUGUACCUGUCGCUGUCGCAUUGACUCUCAUGAUGAUCGCCAAGCGGAUGAAACAAACCAACAUUUUGCCCAAGGGCCUGGCAACCGUUGAGACUCUGGGCUGUGUGGAUGUGCUCUGCUCCGAUAAAACUGGCACACUCACUCAAAACCGCAUGUUUGUCAAGUCUCUCGGAAUGGUCGACUGGGAAUACAGUCUCGAGGAUCUUGUGCCUGGCGAGUUUGGAAGCGUUGACCUUCCCGAAGGUUUACGAAAUAUGCUGCGAGCCUCAGUUUUGUGCAAUGAUGCCGUGUUCGACCCGACUACGAUGAACCUGCCCAUUCAUGAACGUGCUGUCAAUGGCAAUGCUACAGAUGCAGCAGUUUUGAGAUUUGGUGACAGUGUUGGAUUGACCAACCCGACUGCCCUGGCUCCAUACGAACGUGUGCACCAGAUUCCUUUCAACUCGAAGAACAAGUGGAUGCUCACCCUGCACCGUGACCCAAAAUCUACCAAGGAAUUCAUUAUCUAUGUCAAGGGAGCACCGGAUGUGCUGUUGGACCGUUGCGCCACUUAUUGGUCUGCUACCCACGAUGCAGUUCGUCCACUCGAUGCCCAGGCGCGGGAAAAAUUCUCGAACUACCAGGCUAAACUAUCCCGCCGUGCAGAGCGAGUGAUUGUCAUCUGCCAACGUCGUUACAUUCCCUUAUCUGCCCCUGGCUCUAACGAUUUCAGCAACGAGAUGAUUGAACAUGGUGUACAGGAUCUCACAGUUCUUGGUAUCUUUGGUAUUGUUGAUCCACCACGUCCGGAGACUGCCUCGACUGUCGCAGCUUGUCGCAAGGCUGGUAUCCGUUUCUUCAUGGUUACCGGUGACUUUGGAUUGACCGCAGCUGCUAUCGCUCGUGAGAUUGGAAUUUUCGACGGACAAGCUGAGGCAGACACCAUCGACGAUCUAAGGGAUGGCCUCGAUCCAUCAAUGGAAAUCAAAGUUCCCAAGUCACGACACAGCCUGCUUCUUGAAGGACCGAACCUGUCAUCAUUGACUGCAGAGGACUGGGAAACAGUCUGCGGUUACGAAGAGAUUGUCUUUGCCCGCACCACACCUGAGCAAAAACUUCGCAUUGUGACAGAACUCCAAAAUCGUGGUUGUGUUGUUGCUGUGACAGGUGACGGUGUCAACGAUGCCCCAGCUCUACGUGCCGCAGAUGUUGGUAUCGCAGUCGGAUCUGGCAGUGAUGUUGCCAUCGAGGCAGCUGAUCUGGUCCUCCUCGACAAGUUCGACUCCAUCAUUGAGGCUAUCCGCCUUGGUCGUCUAGUCUUCCAGAAUCUACAAAAGGUCAUCGCUUACCUCCUCCCAGCCGGUAGUUGGUCCGAGAUCUGGCCCGUGAUCAUGAACGUCUUCUUCGGUUGCCCUGCACCACUCAGCACCUUCCUCAUGAUCAUCGUCUGUGUCUUCACCGAUCUAUUCGUAUCCCUCGCACUCAUCAUGGAAAAAGAAGAAUUCGACCUCCUCAGCCUUCCCCCCGCCGUCCCAAAAAGGACCACCUCAUCAACCUCCGCAUCUACGGCCAAUCCUACCUCUUCGUCGGUGUAA
This is a messenger RNA of Penicillium vulpinum, 2808 nucleotides long. Its product is annotated as cation-translocating P-type ATPase. The transcript has a single exon. Gene Ontology annotation, biological process: sodium ion export across plasma membrane; intracellular sodium ion homeostasis; potassium ion import across plasma membrane. Lineage: Eukaryota; Fungi; Ascomycota; Eurotiomycetes; Eurotiales; Aspergillaceae. The record is from RefSeq and is a predicted model, not a curated record. Gene Ontology annotation, cellular component: membrane. Gene Ontology annotation, molecular function: ATP binding; P-type sodium:potassium-exchanging transporter activity; ATP hydrolysis activity. Bases 1 to 2808 code for a protein of 935 amino acids.